This is a messenger RNA of Corylus avellana, 1605 nucleotides long. RefSeq names its product protein NUCLEAR FUSION DEFECTIVE 4-like. Gene Ontology annotation, cellular component: membrane. NCBI's taxonomy places the organism in Eukaryota, Viridiplantae, Streptophyta, Magnoliopsida, Fagales, Betulaceae. The record is from RefSeq and is a predicted model, not a curated record.
AUGUCUCCCGGAUAUCUUCUAUGGCUUUGCCUUGUGGCGAUCAUUUGGCUUCAGUCAUUGAAUGGAACCAACACCAGUUUUCCUUCCUACUCAUCCCAACUCAAGCAGCAGCUCUCCAUUUCCCAAGUGCAGCUCAAUAACCUUGCCUUCGCCUCUGAUGCCGGAAAAUUCUUCGCUUUCUUGUCUGGGAUUGCCGCUGGUUAUCUACCCCUUUGGGUAGUGCUCCUGUUUGGUUCUUUUCUCGGUUUUAUUGGCUAUGGAUUGCAAUAUCUAUUCUUAGCAAACCACCUUAAUCUAUCAUACGUGCAGAUCUUUGCACUCAAUUUUAUUUCAGGAAAUAGCAUCUGUUGGAUAAACACCGUCUGUUAUAGUGUGAUAAUACGAAACUUUCCAUCUGAUUAUUCCCAAGUUGCCGUGGGGAUAACAACUAGCUACCAAGGUCUAAGCGCCAAGAUCUACACAGAUAUUGUUCAUGCUGCUUUUUCCUCUGCACCCCAUAAACCCCAUAAAACAGCUAAAGCCCAUCUUCUUCUCAACUCUAUCUCACCUCCAAUAGUUAGUGUUAUAGCUGCACCACUAUUUGCAACAAAGAUUGAUGUUGUUGGAAGACCUAGAGCGGGAAGCAUGAAAGUUGGCUUCUUCCUGCUGUUUCUGAUCAUAGCAGUAGUGACUGGAAUCUAUUCUGUGAUCAGCAGUUUGGGUUUGACAUCAAGAAAAGUAUCGCCUGUGGCCGGAGCCAUUGUUAUUGCAGUGUUCCUGUUGGCCCCCCUUCUAGUUCCAAUUAUAUAUCUUAUCGGAGAAGUAAGAAAGACGGAUCAAGACACAGGCGCAAAAUCUCGAGUGUGUGAUUUUGCUUUAGAAGAGAACGGGCUGAAGAAGGAGGAGGGGAAGGAUGACAGAGAAAUACGCGAGGUGGUUCCGGUUGGUGUUAAAGAGGAGAUUGGAGUGAUGCUGUUGCUGAAGAGGUUGGAUUUUUGGUUGUUUUUCUUUGUCUAUCUUUUCGGAGCAACGCUGGGAAUGGUGUUUUUGAACAACUUGGGACAAAUAGCAGAAUCCCGUGGCUACUCUGGAACUACAGAUUUCGUGUCUUGGUGUUCUUCGUUUGUGUUCUUCGGCCGUAUCAUCCCAUCCCUUAUGGACGACUGCUUCUCAAGGAGAAAGUAUAUGAUGAUUUCAGAACCAGCAUCAUUGGUACUGUAUAUGCCUUUAAUUGCAGGAGCUUUCUUCUUUCUUCUCCUGGAUACAAAAAUGGCUCUCUACGUCAGCACUGCCAUUAUAGGAGCAUGUACCGGAGCAAUUUCUUCUGUUGCUGUGACCAUCACCAAAGAGUUGUUCGGGACGAAUGGAUUUUCUAUGAAUUAUAAUCUGGUAAUUGCCAAUAUUCCAGUAGGAUCCUUUGCUUAUAAUUACGUGGCUGCUCGUCUUUACCGCAAGGAAGGGAAGGGGGAUGGUGCAUGCAUGGGAAUGGAGUGCUACAGAACCACUUUCAUCAUUUGGGGUUCUCUUUCUGCUGUUGGGACUUUCCUAGCUAUAAUCCUCUUUGCUCGAACACGACAGUUUUAUUCCAAGAAGUUGCAGAAUAUGAAUUCAUCUUUGGUAGCCUAA